Schistocerca serialis cubense is the source of this 651-nucleotide messenger RNA. RefSeq lists its product as uncharacterized. Bases 1 to 651 code for a protein of 216 amino acids. The record is from RefSeq and is a predicted model, not a curated record. Lineage: Eukaryota; Metazoa; Arthropoda; Insecta; Orthoptera; Acrididae. The transcript has 3 exons.
AUGACGGGCGAUAGCGCGCCAGACAGCUAUUGCAUUACGAGCCGCCCCCACCGCCGCCGCCCCCUGCCCACCGCUGCCCUGGAGGCGGGGGUGGAGGCCGGCUUUCUGCGCGGCGUCGCCUCAUUCCUAUUGCUUGGCCUGGCGCCACCGAGAGAUUUGGUCCGCGGCGGGUUCCAGCCGCGCCUUCCGACUUCGCUGCCGCCCCCAGGGCAGCAGCAGCAGCCGUCGCCGCUACCACGCCGACAGCCCGUCCCGUUGCUGCCUCCCACGCAGCUUCAUCCGGGAGCGCCCCAGGUGGUCGCUCCGGCGCCUGCGGUCCCUCUUCAGUCGCCACCGCCUUCGGAGCUGAUGGACGUCGACCCCUCAGCCGGGCCGCCUUCCCAAGCGGUGGCUGUGCAGCCUGUCCUGCAGCCGCUUUCCUUGGGCACCCCCAAGGAGUCUGACACCGCAGCGCCUUGUCCGGCGCCCACUCAGCAGCCGUCAACGCAGCGUCAGGAGACGCUGCCUCUCUUCGUGGGUCCCGACGCCCCCCGAGACUUGGAAAACGAAGUGGAGGAACCUCAGAGGUACCUGCGUCAAAAACAAGAAGAUGGUAAAAGGCACCACUUGCCAGAGCCUCAAACAGAACAGAUCAUGGCUGUGAACACAUGA